Messenger RNA from Alligator mississippiensis (American alligator), 6846 nucleotides. It is a transcript of the gene FAM171B, whose product is annotated as family with sequence similarity 171 member B. Lineage: Eukaryota; Metazoa; Chordata; Crocodylia; Alligatoridae. The coding region runs from base 426 to 2519 and encodes 697 amino acids. The transcript has 11 exons. The record is from RefSeq and is a predicted model, not a curated record.
CCCGCACCAACCGCCGCAGCCCCGCGCCGCGCUGCCGGCCGCCGCCGCCGCGGCUGCAGGCCCUUCAAGGAGGUGUUUACCUGUCACACAGCAGGAGCAAAGCAAAGAACUGGAGAGACAGUAAUCUAGGCAAAGCAACAUGGAGAGGAGGACAUGGAUAUCUUGGGAAUCAUAGAGAAGAAGGUUUGGAAGGGACCUCAGGAAGUCAUCUUUUCCAACCCUCCAUUCAAGGAUCUGCGUUUAUACUGAAAGUUCAAGUAAAUGACUUUGUCAGUCAUCAAUACCUAUGCCAGGCAACUGUAGAAGUGUUUGUUAACUACACAAAGACAAAUUCCACGCUCACUGGAAACAAUGGAGCAGUAUUAAUAAAAGUUCCCUACAGGUUGGGACUAAGCUUAACUAUUGUGUCAUACAAAGAUGGCUACAUGUUAACACCCUUACCAUGGAAGACUGGGAGAAUGCCAAGGCAGGCAGACCACAACACAGGAGCAGCAGCUGGGGACUUAAGUCCCAAAGAAGUAUACUCAUCUGUGACACUUUCAUUGUUUCCACAAAGCCAAGCUAAUAUAUGGCUGUUUGAAGAUACUGUUUUAAUUACUGGAAAACUGUCCGAUGCCAAAUCUCAACCAAGUGUUCAGUUUCCCAAAUAUUUAAUAAAACUUCCAAUAAACCACCAUAUUACAAAUGUGACAGCCUAUCUGACAGUGCCACAGCAGUUUUUGAAAGUGGACAAUUUUCUCUACACAACAGGGAUCCUUCUAAAUAAAUCAGGUUUUAAAAGUAUUGAAUUGACCCCUCUUGCUGCAAUAUGUGUAAGCCUCCUUUCUGCUGGAAAAGAAUUGAAAGUUAAUGGUCCCAUUCAUAUUACAUUGCCUCUUCUACCUACAAAUAAUGUAAAAUCAGGAGAUGCUAUACCUGCAUGGACAUUUGACCUGAAAACUGGUGCCUGGGUAAAUCGUGGGCUGGGAAUGAUAAAGGAAGCAAAUGACCGUUUAGUAUGGAAGUAUGUUGCUCCAACCUUAGGGUAUUGGAUAGCAGCUCCACUGCCUGGAACUACAGAUUCAAUUAUUAGUGCAGUUUCCAAGGAUAUAACAGCCUAUCAUACAGUGUUCCUAACAGCUAUAUUGGGAGGUACUGUUGUCAUUAUUAUUGGAUUCUUCGCUGUCCUUCUUUGUUACUGCAGGGAUAAAUGUGGUCAGUCACAAAAGAAGGAAAAAAAUACAACUAAACUGGAAGUCUUAAAAAAGGACCAGACAACAUCAACAACUCACAUAAAUCACAUCAGUGCUGUCAAGGGGUCAUUAAGGGUAGGGGAUAAAUCACAGUUAUACUCACCUAAAGUUUCAUCUUAUAGCCCUCAAAGAAAGACUUCUACAGAAAGAGAGGACAAAAAAUCCCGGGGCAGUUUUAAAAUUUAUACAGAAGAUGCCUCGUAUCAGUCAUCAAAUCAGAGUAGUCAUUCAAGGAAUUCAUCCCAGUCCUUGGAUCCUAGUGCUGGAGUUAGACACAUGCAGCAGCCAAAGCAUAUCAACAGUAGUGUUUCCCAGUCUCCAAGGGAUGUUCAAGACCAAAACCUAUAUCUUGCAGUAAAAGAAGAGAUGUUUGGGCUUUCCCAUAUUCCAGAACAACUAAUGCAUAUAUACAGUCAGCCUAUUGCCAUCCUUCAAACUUCUGACCUUUUCCACUCUCCUGAGCAGUUACAUGCUGCUAAGUCAGCUACUUUGCCAAGAAAGGGUCAGUUAGUCUACAGUCCUGUGAUGGAACCCAUGAAUCGUGACAGUUAUACACAGACGUUACCCAAGAUGCCAAUGCAUGUUCAUCCACAGCCCCCAACCUGCAGAGAUGAGAAAGCCAUACUAGAUGGUCAACAAGGUUUACCUUCCCAAAAUUCAAAUUGGGAUCGGUACACCAACAAUUUGCUGGAAUCUGUCUCUGUUCCUGGGACACUGAAUGAAGCAGUUGUAAUGACCCCAUUUUCAUCUGAGCUUCAAGGUAUUUCAGAACAAACAUUACUGGAGCUUUCCAAAGGAAAACCAUCCCCACACCCCAGAGCAUGGUUUGUGUCACUAGAUGGAAAGCCAAUUGCUCAAGUAAGGCACUCUUUUAUAGAUCUGAAGAAGGGCAGAAAAACAGAUAGCAAUGACACUAGUCUGGACUCAGGAGUUGACAUGAAUGAACAUCAUCCCAGUCGAAAACUAGAGAGGGAGAAAACUUUCAUUAAAAGCAUGCCUCAUUCUAAGAUCCUUUAUUUGGAAGACUUGGAUCUGAGUAGCAGUGAAAGUGGGACCAAUGUUUGCACCCCUGAAGAUCAAUCUAUGAGACACAUGCUGGAUGGAGGAAGUGGAUCAGUUACAGAACAGCAAAUUGAAGAACCAAUAAGAAGAAAAAAUAAAGCAGAAGGUCAUGAGUCCAGUACUCCUCCAGGUAAAAAAAGGAAUAGGCCACAUAUGGCUAAAAGAGAGAGCAAAAAUAACAUUUGGAAAAAGAGAGAAGAGAGACCCCUUAUUCCUAUAAACUAAAACACAGUGUGUUUAGUAUUGUUGCUCCUCUUGGGGGUUCGUGCACUGUUUCCUCUUGGCUUCUUGCUGUAAAUUUGCAAUGUUGAAUUUGUAAGGAAAGUCUAAAUUGUUUUCUAGUAUCAGGUAAAGUUACAAUUUUUAAUGUCGAAACUAAGGAUUAUGACUAAGAAAUUGAUAUAAAAUGUGAAUUUGUCACUCAGAAUUGCUAAUAUUUAAAUUUUCCAGUUGCUAUUUUUGGCAAUCUGAAAAAGAAGGCUUCAUUUUAAUAAGCCUUUCAUUCUUGGGUACACCUCUGGGAAUGCACAGCUACAAAUGUAGGCACUCAAUAAAGAAGGUAUUUUUAAUGUUGCUGGCAUUGUACUAGUUUGGGAGUUUCAGAUGUUUCUGAAAUAUUGUAUCUAACUUAAGUGACCAUUCAUAGUAUUUAUAAAUUACCUUUGCUGUGGUCCUAAUCACUGCUUCAUUUUGCAUCGCUUAAUCACGUUAGUAUGGUCUUGAAAUAAUUAAGGACUUGAUGUCUGUCCACUCUCAACUAUUAAAAUGUCAGCUAAAUCCUUUUUCAUGUACUAUUCAAUGUACAUUGAGCCAAAUCAUGUUGAGUUGCAAUCUGGGUUGUGUCAGAUUUAUACUGUUGUAAUUAGGGUAGAACACAAUACGUAAUGUUUAGGGAUCUACCUAAAUUGUGGUGAAUGGAGUUGAUUUUGCAGCCUUUUUGCACGGAGCUCGCCCCUUGCCAUGGAUUGGCCAAGAGGGCUGCCUGUUGUGUGGUCCCACCCCUUGCCGCUGAUUGGUGGAGAGGGGUGGGGCCAUGUAACGGGAAGUUCUCUAAGCUAAUCAGCUGUAGGGGGCAGGGAGGGGCGGCUGCUAUCUUGGCUGCUCCAAUUCCUACCCCACCCCCAGUGGGCUGUGAGGCCAGGCCGCAACGGCCAUGAGGACCACUGGCAUCCACUGGGGAGCCAGGAUGUUGUGUUUAGGUGAGGGUUUUUGGGGGGGGGGGGCGGUGUUCUUGGGCAAUGCCCGAUUUCAGGGUUUUCAUGAAAUCAAAGUAGGUCCCUAGUAAUGUCCAACAAAAAUAUUGUAUAUAUGGACAAAUAGUGCCUUUGCAGGUUGUGAGGCUCUUUUUUAAUGAUAGGGGGAAAAUUGUCAACACAUCAACCAGUGUCGAUUUUCCCCAGUCUGAGCUACUUUUGUCAUAGGCUGUGCAUCACAGGGGUGUUAAUCAGACUUUAUAAAAUUGAUUGCUUGUUUAGAACAGGAAGAAGCUGAGCUGCAACCUUGGUCUGCAAUAUAAUAGAGUCUUGAUUAUGAGUUACUCCUCAGUUAAAUGGAUACCAAAAGUCAUGAAUGCAUGAAAUAUAACUAAGAUAUGUAUAGGGGGAGGAAAAAUCCAUCAGAAUAUAUUUUAUGUUUAAAAAAUAAUUUUGUCAAAUUGAUAGAUUCUGCUUUGGCUAACAGAAAAGUAGAUGUAUACUCUUUAACAUGCUUUACAUAAAUAGGGUGUCUUUCAAUUACCUUAAAGGUGUUUCUCUGAUAAGUUGCAACACUUUGGCUUUGGUAAUUUAAUUUUAAACUAUCCUAGUUAGGAUAGUUCUUAAAAAUAUUUUUAAUUUAUGUAGAAAGUUAAGAUGGGGGAGAAUAUCGAGUAAAGCAUUUCACUGAAUGGCCUAACAAGGUCCAAGGGGGAUAGACCACAGAAUCAUGGACUUUUAGAUUUCUCAGCAACAACAUAGAACAGCUCAUAAUGCUGAUGAGAUUUUGAGAAUGUAGUGUCAGCUCUUCCAAAAUUGCAAGGUAAUGAUUGCCUUGUGACAGAGAGUUGGGACUGGGGGGUGGGGGUAAAGGACUUAAAAAUGAACCCCUCUAAAGGGAAGAAUAUUAGAGUGGAAAGCAUGUAGCUUCUUGCUGAUUCUCAUUUCCACAGUGGUUUAGUUUCAGUUAUGUCAUUUUUGCAAAAACUGAUAUAUCUGUUUCUAGGAUGUUUGACUUCUCAGAUGUUUAUCACUGCCAUUUUGUCAUACUAUGAAAAGCCAUCACUUUCCCCUUAAACAUGGAGAUAAUGUGUGCACACAUACUACGUAGAUAAAAACUGCUAAAGAUUAAAUUCUGUUAGGCAUGUUUCUUGUCCAAGAUCUACCUUAGGUAUUUAGUCUUUUGCCCCUUGUAGCUGUAAUACAGCACUCAGGUUCUAUACAACAUUUCUGCCACAGGAGUGGUGUACAGCAGUCUUUUACCUUGUAUAAUGUGGCCCAUGGAGUCAAGUAAUAAUAUUUUUGCAUAAUAAACCAUCUUCUUUAGACUAAAACUUUGAAAUACCAAAAAAUAAGAAGCGACAUAGUUAUAAAUAGGGUAUGAAAGCUUCAAGAUGUAUUUUCAAUAGGAUGAGUAAAAUGGAGGGUAGCUUUCUGGUAACUUUGCUAACUCCAUACAGAGCCACGCACAGGAAAGGAACUGUCAUUUGGAAUUGCUCAUGCUAGUGAACUGCUAUCUAAUCAAGAAUGUGCCUGGUCCAUCCUCAUUACAAAAUCUAUAAAAACCUUGCUUUAUACUUGGUAUUUUGAAAAACACAUUUGCUGUCAGAUUACUAAUUGAAUAAUGAUCCUAUCUGAUCUCAACAACAUCCAGAAUAUAGGAAAGAAAAGUUUGAUUUGCUCAUAUGCAGUAAUUUGUACCAAAGAGGAUUUUUUUAUUAGAUAUAAAAAAAGCAAAGAGGACUAAUGGUAGUUUUUAAUGCAGUAAUACACUAGUUAAAAGGCAUUAGCUUAUUAGAUAUUGUCAAUGUUUAGUUUUGCAUUUGGAAUAUGUUUCAAAGGUAAAACACUACUCGGAGCACUGAAGAAUUCAAGAAGAUAAAUUACCCUGCUGAAGUGCCUUUCUUUUUCCCCAGACCAAUUUUAUCAGUUAGGACACUUGGUGAUCUAAAAAGCACAUGUACAUUUUUUUCUGUUAGCCAAAAUAGAAAUAUCACUACUGAAAUUACGUAGUCUCUGUAAUACUUUGUUCCACAAAUUUAGUGGUUUAUUUUGGAACAUGGACUCUUGCAUGUAGAUAAUAACAGCACUUGUGUCAUAACCCACCUACAUUUUUUUACGUUUGGGAACCAGUAGCAAUUUUUUGGGAAAUAGGUUAGAAACAAUCAGGUAAAAUAACACAAUUGUAGGGAUUUGAACAACUUUUUGUUUUUAACACAAGGGGCCUGAUUCUGAUCUCCUUAAGUCUGGGGCAGAUAUUUUUAAAUGAAUACCUUUACCUUUAUCAGGUAUGAAACUGGUUUGAGAUCAAUAUCAGACACAAUUCAUUUAGUAUCCCAAGUGCAAUAUACACAUAUCCAGAAACUACAUAUGCUAGUUUGGGUCUCAAGCCAUUUAAUUGAACCUGGAAGCAGUGGGGAGACUAGAACGAGGAUGCUCAUUGCAUCACUCUUUUUAACCUUUUGGGUGCGACCCUAAACUCUCACUCAUCUUCCAUUCAUUGACCUCAGUGGGCUUUUAGAAAUGAAGCAACUAGGACUGGGUUUCCAGCAUUUAUUGAAGACACUUUUAUUGAAAUAUCUUUAAUGUAAAUGUGUGCCACUCUUACAGCAACAGGCACAGUACACUUAGGCUUAAAUUUUGGGAUAUGAAAGCAGUUUUUAAUGAUAAACACUUAUCUAAGCCUUGUUUACUCUUAAGGGGAAGUAUUAAUGUUUCCUGCAAAAAUGUGAUGCCAUUUUAUAGUAGUCCUUUAUAAUACUUAUGCAAUUCUUAAUCUUCUUAGCAUUUUAAAAUUAUAAAUGGCCAACUGAAAAUUACGCAGUUUGUCAAAAGUUAAAUUUCUGAAAAUUUGUAAUGUUUUCCAAGUAUUGGGGUAUUAUUACACUGUUCAACUGAUGGAUCCACUUAAAGCACAUGUCAUACCUUAGUGGAUAUUUUAGAUAGUAAAUAUUUUUAUGUCUCAGUAGUUACAUUUGGAAAAAGGCCCCUUUUAAUGCACAUUCGAGCAUGAAGCUCAGAGGCGAGUUCUGUGAGGUGCUAAAGUCCACUAGAGCUGAUGGCACUCAAGUUCCUUACACCUUGCAGGAUUGAUUCUCAAAUGUCAGAAAAGCACUACAUUGCCUUGGCAAUCAUCUCCCACCACAUUCCUGUAAACAUGUUUGUUUUCCAUUCCAGGCAUACCUAAAGCUCUGUGUCCUUUUGAAGUGUUUCUACCUUUUGUAUUCUUUUGUCAGAAGUGUCUUUUCAUGUUUCAGUGUAUUUACUACAGUACUACUGUAUUUAUUGCUGAGAAUGUAACUAAGAUUUGUAAAAUGUUAUAUAGUUCAUGCAAUAUAAUAAAAUAGUUUUAAAAAGUU